AUGCCGCCGAAAAAAGAAACAAUCAGCAAAGAUGAAUUCAAUGCAUUUAAAAAUGAAGUGGAAAGAAACAGCAGAUAUUUGGUUGACCAGUUACUGCAAAAAAUUAAUCAGCUUGAGGAAAAAUGCAGCAAUAUGGAAGAUGAAAGUUCCAGGAAAAUCGAAAAAAUCAUGGAAGACCACUGCAGAGAUAUGCAAAAUUUGGAGCAACAAAAUAAAACCGACUUAGAAAACUUGAGGAAAAUAUUUGUUGAACAAAAACGGGAUGUAUCAACCAUUUAUGAAGACCGAAAAAAUUCUAACAUAGAGAUAUCCAAACCGACAUUUUUUGGCAAUAACAAAGAUCAACACCCAAUAGAUUUUUUACAAAACCUCGAGGAAUACUUUAAAGUAAAACAAAUAAAUAACGAAGAAAAAUUACUGGUUAUACGAGAUUGUCUUAGAAACACCGCAGGAAAUUGGUAUGCCACCAUACGAUUUCAAAUCAGAGAAUAUCCACAAUUCCGGGAUGCUUUCAUAGACGAAUUUUGGUCCCGAGAAAUACAGAUUAAAACCUGGAGCAGCUGUUUGAACAUCUCCCAGGUACCGAAUAAUAUAACAUACCGAGAACACUUCGCACAAUGGUCGACGAAACUACGUCAUUUGCAAGUACCACAAAUAUCCGAGGAAGAAAUAGUAACAAAUAUUGCCAGUCACUAUCCAGGAUACCUCCGAGCAAUCUUAAUAUCACUACCAGAAAAAUCAAUAAUUUCGGCGAUGAAAAUACUCAGCGCAGAGGAACAUUGCAGAGAAAAGGCUGAACCACCAGUCGCAGAAAAUAGCAACAACAACCAACAGAAAAGUAACAAUUGGAACAACCAACGGAACAACGGAUGGAAUAGCAUGCCAUCGCGACACAACCGUUGGAAUAAUCAACCAUAUCGCAAUAAUGACAAACGCGGUGAGACCCAACAAAGCAACCCGCAGCAGACGGAAAAGAUCCAUCAAGUGUCAACAAGCAAUGAAGAACAAGCAGGACAUAUUGAUAAAGAACAACAUGUUAUAAAUUCAUUAAAAACAACCAAUCAAUCCAUAAGCCCAUACAUCCGAUGCACCAUCGAAGGAGAGGAGGUAACGUUGCUGGUGGAUACGGGAGCCACGAUCAGUGUACUCACUAAAGAAGUAGUGGAUAUAAUAACACAGAAAAAUCCAAAAAUACCACAGCUUCCGGUAACAGGGAUACAAAUCAGCAACGCAGUAGGAAAAAAGAUCUGUAAAGUAUCAAAACAAAUCUUCUGCGAGUGUAAGAUUGGUAACAUAUACAUGCAAACUGAUUUUAUUCAAGUUGAAAAUCUGAAUGAGAAAGGAAUAAUUGGAGCCGACAUUUUGAGGAAAUAUUCAGCACAAAUCAAAUUCAGCGAACAAACGGUUCAGUUCAAGAUUGACAAAAUAACACAUACCAUACCAUUUGCCAGCCAGAAACCACGACUAAUCGACUCAAAAGAACAUAUACUCAACGUUGAGAUCCAUGAAAAUCCUGAAGACAAUCAGAUAACACUCACCAACGAUGAAAAACAAAUGUUUGUAUCUUUACUGAAUAAAUAUGAAGGAAUAUUUUCCAAUCAACCAGGAAAAAUACAGGAGUUUCAAUGUCAGAUACGAGUCAAGCCAGGGGACCCAAUUCACCAACGUCAGUACCCUAUACCAAUAUCCCGGAUUCCGAGGGUAGAUGCAGAGAUACAGCGCAUGUUGACAUUGGGAAUCAUCGAAAAAUCUACAUCACCGUGGUCUUCACCUAUAGUAUGUAUUGAAAAGAAAAAUGGCGAACUUAGACUAUGUUUGGACGCUCGCAAAAUUAAUACGGUCAUAAUCCCUGACCGCGAAUGCCCAACGAACCUGGAAGAAACAUUGAUGAAGUUCCAAGGGAUGAAAUAUCUCAGUUCCAUUGAUUUAACCGCAGGAUACUGGCAAUGUCCACUCAGAAAAGAUUGUCGUGAGAUUACUGCUUUUCUACACCGAGGAAGAAACUACCAAUUCAGA
This is a messenger RNA of Myzus persicae (green peach aphid), 2016 nucleotides long. RefSeq lists its product as uncharacterized. Lineage: Eukaryota; Metazoa; Arthropoda; Insecta; Hemiptera; Aphididae. The record is from RefSeq and is a predicted model, not a curated record. The transcript has a single exon. Gene Ontology annotation, biological process: proteolysis. The annotation marks the transcript as partial. Gene Ontology annotation, molecular function: aspartic-type endopeptidase activity.